Messenger RNA from Alternaria hordeiaustralica, 1425 nucleotides. RefSeq lists its product as uncharacterized. Gene Ontology annotation, cellular component: cell tip; cell division site; nucleus. The record is from RefSeq and is a predicted model, not a curated record. The transcript has a single exon. Gene Ontology annotation, biological process: carbon catabolite repression of transcription. Bases 1 to 1425 code for a protein of 474 amino acids. NCBI's taxonomy places the organism in Eukaryota, Fungi, Ascomycota, Dothideomycetes, Pleosporales, Pleosporaceae. Gene Ontology annotation, molecular function: protein binding.
AUGAAAGGUACCUACGUGCUGCGCGACGACCUCCACCUAGCUACGCCCCCACCGCAUCCCUCAGAGGCCCCCAUCCACAACCCGAACCCGCUUGCAACGACAGUCUCUCCUCCCACCGCCGGCACCAAGCUAUCGCUGGUCGCCCUCGCGCCCCGCCAGCCCUCGCAGUCGCAACUCCACCGAUUCGGCACACGGACAAGCACCCGGUCGCAAGUGCCCCCGAGCAUACAGGAGUCGCCGCACGAGUCCAACAGCCAGGCGAGCGAUGGUGGCUCAUACAGCGCCAAUGGCAUCGUGUCGUCUCCGCUGGAUGGGCUGAAGACACCCGUGUUUGGCGAAGGCAACGCGGCGCUGGCAGUCAUCAACGGCAAAGACUCCAAGGAUCCUACUAAGAGGCGGAAACCGAAGAGCAACAUUGUUAAGAGCAACUCGUCCUUCGUAUCCAGAGUCAUUCCCCACGAGGCGCUGACCAAGCGAUUGCAAGAACACAACCCAAAUGGUCUCUACGCUUUCGCAAACAUCAACCGCGCAUUCCAGUGGCUGGACUUGACAUCGCCUACCAAAGACGAACACCUGACUAAGAUCCUCUUCACCAAAGCGCACGCGCUAUGUCACGACAUAAACCAGAUCACAAAAGGCCCAAAUCAUCUUGACAUCAUCAUGGGUUUCUCGACAGGCGACAUAAUAUGGUAUGAGCCAAUGUCGCAAAAGUACGCGCGCAUCAACAAGAACGGUGUCAUCAACAAGACUGCCGUGUCGGAUAUACGGUGGUUGCCGAACAGUGAGAAUCUCUUCCUCGCGGCGCACAUGGACGGCAGUCUGGUGGUGUAUGACAAGGAGAAGGAAGACGCCGUGUUUGUGCCAGAAGAGGCCGUCACAUCUCCUAGCGAGAAUGGGCUGACGGAUCAGGAGAAGAAGCUGAAGCACCUCUUAACCGUGAAAAAGUCUGUCAACUCGAAGAACCAGAGAACGAACCCCGUGUCCUACUGGCAAGUCUCCAGGUCAAAGGUCAAUGCCUUUGAAUUUUCGCCCGACCGACGUCAUCUUGCGGUUGUGUCCGAGGAUGGGUCCUUCAGGAUCAUGGAUUUCCUUCGCGAGAAGCUGCUCCACCACUACAUGAGCUAUUACGGCGGCAUGAUGUGCGUCUGCUGGUCGCCUGACGGUCGCUAUGUCGUCACGGGAGGGCAAGACGAUCUCGUCUCGAUAUGGUCUUUGGAGGACAGCAUGCUGGUAGCGCGCUGUCAAGGCCACAAUUCGUGGGUGACAGCAGUGCAGUUCGAUCCAUGGCGAUGCGACGAGCGCAAUUACCGUAUUGGCAGCGUAGGAGAGGACUGUCGCUUGUUGCUGUGGGACUUCAGUGUCGGCAUGCUGCACAGACCGCGAGCAGUGAGUGCAGUCGUUGAACGCGACAGUUGUGAUGGCUAA